UCUGUGUUCUCAACCACUCGAAUUUUAUUAUAUAAAAAAGUAGGUACUCAGUGAUUUUAUCGUUUGCUUUUGCCUCAAUAAAAUUCGAUAGAUAUGUAUUUAGCGACCACCUACUCGCUUUAUCGCACAACGGAAGCAGUUUCCCGUUGAACACUCCACUUCACACACUCCACAUCUCCACUUGUACAUACAAGUUUCAUACCGCAAACAUGAUUAAAAUUACCGCCCUCAACGAGGUCGAUUCCGGCGAAGACACGGGAAUGAAAGUGUCUAAGGAAGCGCUCGAGCAAAUCGCAAUUCAACACUAUGCAACAGCACUCGAUCUUCAGAGUAAAGGUAACGUAGAAGACGCCAUCCAACUUUAUAAAGAUUUGUUGGGCACUGAACUCCUAGACGAUGUCAAAAAGCCUGAUUCAGGCGAAUCGUCUACGCAGAUUUUUCAUUUGAAGUACCUCUGUUAUAAAAACCUCGCAACAUCGUCUAGCUACCUGGGCAAGUUGGAGGAGGCUAUAGAAGCUUACGAGGCAGCUUCUGAGCUAGACAAUUCUGAUGUUACUCUUUGGCACCAAUUCGGACAGGUUUGCAUGCAAGCCAAUCACUUUGAAAGUGCUCUUUACGCUUUCCAAAAAGGUGUAGAAUGUAAUCCUCGACACUGGCCAUGCUUGGACCAUUCCCUUACUUUACUAUUAGCAUUAGACUGCCCUGAACAGUGCAUAGUUACAAUUCACCAUGCUCUGAAACUUGACCCUGGCUACUUACGAGGUUUGGUGUAUAGGAGACACAUCUAUUCAGUCUAUAAGCAUAUAAGAGAGUACAUAGAGUAUGUGGAUCCCAUUUAUGAGUGGAAAGAGGAAGAUGAUGUACCCAUAGAUGAGGAGAAAGCUAAAUUAUUAAUAAAAGAAGCAGAAACUAUCUAUAACGCCCAUGUGGAGCAGCUGAAGAGUGAGAAGCUUGGGUUGCCAAAUCUUACACUGAAGAAGCAAAUACCAAAGUUAACUUGGGAGUCCAUCGGAGACUCCUUGGUUCAUAUGCAUCACUACAUAACUGAAAAUUGCCUGAGUCAUGCUUGCCUUAUAGAGAUUCAACUGGAAGACUCCUCUGUAAUAAUAGAAGAAUUUACAUCCACUAAAAUAGCCCGAAAAGGGAGCUAUGUCAUUGAAAGUAAUAUAAAGUCUGAGAAGGGCAAGACCAAAAAAUGUACACGCAGUCGUGAACCAAACCUCCUAAAACAGUGGUAUCGGUAUACCAAAACUCUAUCAACUCGAGGCCAAACAGCGAGCCAAAGAAAUCAUAAAAUUUAUAACACUUUGAAAGAUCUAUGUAGAGAAAUACAAUUUAAAUUUAACACUAAUAAAAUAUUUGAUUUAGUUCUUUUCCCCAUUGACAUGACUGAAGAAUAUUUUGGUACAGAAUCUGAAGAAAAUGAUGCUAAAGAAUAUAUUAUAAAACACACAAAGAAUAGGAGGGAUAUUAUAUACUUACUCAAUGACUACCUUGCUAUAUUGGCCUGUAAGUGGAAAAGUGUAUGGCCCACUGCCUUAGCCAAGAUAUUCAUUGAAGCCAACACAUGCUACAGUACCCAUAUAGAUAUACCAGCAUUUGUAAAUAAUAAUAACGAAGACCUUCUUUUUUAUACCAGAGUAAAUAUGUUAGCAGAAGAGUUGGCAGUAAAAGAAAAGUUAAAAGAAUCUACCCAACAAGCACAUGAGCUUAAUAUUAUAGACUCAAUAGAAUUAAUACUCACUCUAAAUCCACAAAUAUUCUCAAGCGAUGAUCAUUCAGAACUUAUACAGCGAGUACUCAGACUAAAAAUCCAUGUCCAUGUUUUAAAUGGUAGUAAAGAUUCAGCUUUAGAAUGUGUCUGUCAAUUAUGUUAUGAGAUGCAUGAAGAUUUAACUUAAAAAAUACACAACAAUUAUUUCUGGAUUAUGUUAAGAUUAUUUGCUGAUUUUUCCAAAGAUUAUGUUAUUCAUGUUAUUGCCAUACCAAAUUAUACAAAAUACUACUAUGAUAA
Molecule: messenger RNA, 2014 nt
Organism: Aricia agestis (brown argus)
Lineage: Eukaryota; Metazoa; Arthropoda; Insecta; Lepidoptera; Lycaenidae
Product: calcineurin-binding protein cabin-1-like
Exons: 1
Coding region: 210-1901 (563 amino acids)
Biological process (GO): chromatin organization
Cellular component (GO): nucleus
Molecular function (GO): nucleosome binding; protein binding
Source: RefSeq, a predicted model, not a curated record